AUGGCGAAACGAACUCUCGAAUCCUUCUACAAACCCAUCAGUCCACCCAAAAGACCGCGCAUCGAAGAGCCUCCUUCCACCUUCUCCCAGCAUUCCAGCUAUCCCUUCCCCAUUGCGGAUCUGCCUCAGUCUCUCGCCAGCGCUCUCACCGAAAGUCCUGCUCGUCAACCACGCAGCAUCACCGACCAGCCUCAUCUCGAUCUACUGUACUACCAGCCGUUUAUUUCUACGCCGACUGCCCGCGAGCUCUUCCGAUUCCUCCGCCGUGAACUCCCGUUCUACCGUGUUCAAUACACCAUCCGUCGCGGACCGACUUCAACCCAAAUCAACACUCCACGCUUCACCACCGUCUUCGGCGUGGACGACACCUCGUUCUUCAAAGACUCCCAACUCGUCGACCGCAAGACCGAUGUCUCGAUUUCCAAGGAGAAGUACAAAUACCCUCCACGGCCGCUUCCUGCCUGUCUCGAUCUCCUCCGCCAACGCGUCGAGGCUGCCGAUGGGGGCAAAUACAACUUCUGCCUGGUCAACUACUACGCUACCGGCGACGACAGCAUCUCGUACCACUCCGAUGACGAGCGGUUCCUAGGCCCCAAUCCGUCCAUCGCAUCAUUGUCGCUCGGCGCGCAGAGGGACUUUCUCAUGAAACAUAAGCCGUUUGGUGCGGAAGCGAAACCGCUCAAGAUGCCGCUUGCGACAGGAGAUAUGGUGGUCAUGAGGGGCGAGACGCAAGCAAACUGGUUACAUUCAAUUCCCAAGAGGAAGGGAGGAGAGGCGCAUCGGGGGAGAAUCAACAUCACCUUCCGCCGGGCGGUGGUGCCUGGCGGCACAAAUAAUUAUUACACGUAUAAUGUUGGGGAAGGACGGGUUUAUCGAUGGAGUGAGAAAGAGAGCCGAAUGGUCGAGUCGACGGGGCCGAUGUGA
This is a messenger RNA of Aspergillus clavatus NRRL 1, 924 nucleotides long. Its product is annotated as alpha-ketoglutarate-dependent dioxygenase AlkB family protein. The record is from RefSeq and is a predicted model, not a curated record. Lineage: Eukaryota; Fungi; Ascomycota; Eurotiomycetes; Eurotiales; Aspergillaceae. The transcript has a single exon. The coding region runs from base 1 to 924 and encodes 307 amino acids. Gene Ontology annotation, biological process: DNA repair.